CCUGCCAGGUGGCCGCUCUUGCCGCCGCCCCGCCGCCGCCGGGCCAGCAGAGUGCUUCCCCAGCUUGGAAAGCGGGGCCGAGGCGCCGGCCGCCGGCAGGGCAGCCAUGGAGGCAGCGGCGCGGAGGCGGCAGCAUCCGGGAGUGGCGGGCGGCGCGAGCGCGCAGCCGGGCGCCUCCUUCCUGCAGGCCAGGCACAGCGCCACCAAGGCUGAUGAAGCUGCAGGCACAGCUCCCUUCCACCUUGACCUCUGGUUCUACUUCACCCUGCAGAACUGGGUUCUGGACUUUGGCCGCCCCAUUGCCAUGCUGGUGCUCCCUCUCGAAUGGUUUCCACUCAACAAACCCAGCGUGGGGGACUACUUCCACAUGGCCUACAACGUCAUCACGCCCUUCCUCCUGCUCAAGGUACAGUCCCGGGCUCCCUGCUCCACCUUCCCACCCUCAUCCCCUCCUCCUCAGGCAACAAGCUGGUACGUCCCCUUCUUCCUCAUCCUCUUCAUAUACUUCAGCGGUUGUUUCACUCCCGCCAAAGCUGAGAGUUCGAUGCCAGGGGCGGCCCUGCUCCUGGUGAUGCCCAGUGGCCUCUACUAUUGGUACCUGGUCACCGAGGGCCAGAUCUUCAUCCUCUUCAUCUUCACCUUCUUUGCCAUGCUGGCCCUUGUCCUGCACCAGAAGCGCAAGCACCUCUUCCUGGACAGCAACGGCCUCUUCCUCUUCUACUCCUUCGCCCUCACACUCCUGCUUGUGGCACUGUGGGUCGCCUGGCUGUGGAAUGACACGGUACUCAGGAAGAAGUACCCGGGUGUCAUCUACGUCCCUGAGCCCUGGGCCUUCUACACCCUGCACGUCAGCAGCCGACGCUGAGUCCCUGGCACCAGCCGCCGGUGCUCUGCCUGGCGGGAGAUGGGCCGCAGAGUGGCUGAGCGGGGAUGUGCGUGCAUGCGUGUGUGCAGACGCGUGUAUCCACCCGUGUGUGCGCUCUCCUGACAGCAGCCGGCCGGAUGCGCAUUGUGCACAUGGACAGGGGUGUGUGUACAUGCGCGCGCGUGCAGAGAGCGUCGUCGUAAGACGCGAUUGUUUGGCCCAAGUUUCUCUUCGGUUUGGAUCUUUCCGGGAUGGGAUAUAGUCGGAGGCCGUGUGUCCAGGCCGAGGUGUGGGCCUGCCUUCUCGUGCACCUGACUGGAGUGGGGCCCUCUCACUCACCGCUCAGGGCGGGUCUCUUCCUGCGGUGGCUUCUGGUGGGCCUGGCGGGUGGGGCAGCAGUGGUGAGGGGACUGGGCAUAUCACCCGCCACCUGGCUCACCCCUCAGGCCUGCCCUGACCCUGGAGGCCAGAUUACAAAGGUUAAGUUAACUUUCUGGGUAUUGUUGAGCAAAGCACAUCCCUCCUCUGGGCCUCAUUUGCACCAGCUGGGAGCAGGGCCCAAAGUGUGUCAGUGGGCUGGUUGUUGGGGCAGCCCUGGGAUGGACAGAUCGUUCUCUCGUCGCUGCCCUCUGCUACCCCGGGAAGGGUGUGCACGCCGCAGAUCCUCACCCAAACUCAGGUCACACGGAGUGUUGUGCUGCCCGACUCCCCUGAGCACCAUUUCCCCCUGCCAGAAGCUGUCUCCCUGCUCCCCGCCCCCCAUAACUGUGGCACCCCUUCCUGGCAGCCUGACCAGCAUGUCUGAGCUGAAGCUGAAGGCUGUGUUCUCAAACACUUGCAGUAUUCCCUGAGCCCCAUUAUAGGGCCAGGGGGCAUUUGGGGGAUGUUGGGAGUGGGGCGGAUCUGGAGGCUCUCCCCUGUAGGCCUUGUCUCAGCCUGAAUCUCAUGGCUUCUGCUCGUGGCCCUGCUCCCAGAAAAGGGAGGCUUCAUUCCCAUAGGACACCCCGGGCCCGCCUUCCCCCAGGCCUUGGGGCCACAUCUGCCCACCCAGCUGCCGGCACCAGUCUCAUUUCCCAGCCAGCACUGGCUGGGCGAGCUUGUGGGUCUCGGGGCCUGCCCUGCCUUCCCCGGGCCCUGCCUCCUCUCCUGUUUUCAGGGAGCCCCGUGCCUCAGAUGCUCCUUUCAUGUUGGGGUCCCUCUGCAGCCCCCUUACAGGGCCCCCAGCCCCGGUUCCAUGGGCAGAGAGAGGUGUGAAUAAAGACCAGUGUGGAGCCCA
Messenger RNA from Neomonachus schauinslandi (Hawaiian monk seal), 2141 nucleotides. It is a transcript of the gene CLN6, whose product is annotated as CLN6 transmembrane ER protein. The coding region runs from base 107 to 865 and encodes 252 amino acids. The transcript has 5 exons. The record is from RefSeq and is a predicted model, not a curated record. NCBI's taxonomy places the organism in Eukaryota, Metazoa, Chordata, Mammalia, Carnivora, Phocidae.